Aureobasidium uvarum is the source of this 3603-nucleotide messenger RNA. The record is from the annotation of a GenBank genome assembly. NCBI's taxonomy places the organism in Eukaryota, Fungi, Ascomycota, Dothideomycetes, Dothideales, Saccotheciaceae.
CCGUCCAUCGCUAUCAUAUACAUGGAAGCGGGCGGGCUGGUCUUGACGCGACCGAGUGGACUUGAACUUGGACUUUCUCUGCAGGUCGAUCAGGCUUUCUGGGCGCGCGACAGCGACACGGCUUUUGCAAGUCACCAGGUUCCCGCUGCUCCUUCCUCGUCCUUCCCAGCCAUGCGCCUGCUCAUGUUGCUGGACAACGCAUACCUGCUCUUCAGCUCCACCUUCAACACGCUGUGUGUCGGUGCCGCUCUUCCCCUAGACGAACUCGUCGGCCUUCUCGGUUGCGAGAUCCCCCAAGACCCUCAUGUCGACCUCGCCGGUAUCAAAGCCGAUGGCUUCGUUCUGCACUGGAAGCCUGCCGACGAGCGCAAAUCCAUGCACCGCUAUGAGAUCCAACUCAACGGCUCUAUAAUCGGUCACGUCUCACACUCCAACACGUCUAUCGUCAUCUCCAAUCUGCGCCCAAGCCAACUGUACAUCGUGCGCGUCAUCACCGUCAACGCCGUCGACUUUCGCGCCGCCAGCAGCCCGAUCCGUCUCUGUACAAAGUCGCCGGAAUCCCAAGACUUUUUCGACACCCCCAACAGCUCCCUGCCAUCGUCUUCCGGCCCUGUCAUACGUCCGCUGCACGUCUUUCCACCAGAUGUCUCGACUGUCCCCGCCACACCGCCUCCUCUUGUUCGUGAGACAAGCAACGGUCCUCUUCAGGCCAAGAAAAGCCUUUUCAGCAGACGUCCAUCACCCCUGCCUGGUCUUGACACUCAGCUUUCCUCUUUUGAUGAAAUCAAUGACCAGGACGGUCCGGGAGACAAUCAACAAGCCUUGACUGAGAAGCUGGAUGAAAUUGGUCGCGAAACGGCAGAGGUUGAGAAGCAAAUCCAGGACGAGGAGCAAGAAGCCAUAGCCGCGAAGGCCAGUCUGGUCAAGGAGCGUGAUGAAUUGAGAGGCGAGUUGAAAGAGAAGGAUGACNNACUAGCAGGGACCUGCGCAAGCAGGCUCAAUUCUCUGGAACGAAACAAUCAAGCUGCACAGAACAAGAAGAACGCCCAGGAAAGAGCUCUCCAGCAGAAACAAAGUGAAAGACAGAAGCUCAAGGACGAUGCUGCGAGGUGGCAGAAAGAGAUGGCGCAGAUGCAGGACGACAUGGGCAGCAUUGCGGAUCAGAAAAAGGCACUGCUUGAAGACACGGAACGUGAAAAGAUCGAAUUGAUGGACAAACAGGCUCAAGAAAUACAGACGCUCAAGAGUAUGGAAGACGAAAACAAGGAAGUCGGUGGCCAGAUCAAGAAACUCGAGAGGGACACGACAAACUCGCCCAGUGGAUCCGAACCCAACGACCACAAUGACGCUCUUGCUGCCAUGGAGGCCGAGGAAGACCGCGCAUGGACUGACAAACUCAGACGAUUGGAGGAACAGUAUGUGAUCGCUCACCAAAACAUGGACGCCGCGCGCCGCUUUUUCGACACUGCCUACAGCCAACUGGCCAUGGUCAAGCAACGCCAGUCCGAGCUGUCCCAGAUGGCUUCGGCUGUUCCACCAACCUUCGACGCUCCCAUCUCGCGUGCCAGCAGUCUGCGCCAAAGACGUCCCCCGAGCGGCCCUUCUGCAAACAACUCAACCGCUUCUCCAUUCGCUUCUUCCACUGCUCCUGCCUUCAGCAGUGCCCUGGCAACUUCUGGUCCAACAACCAUUUCCCCAAGCUUCACCACCUCAGCAUCCUCCUUCUUUAACAUCAACAACGGCAUGACCCUUGACCGUCCCAUGAGCGACUUUUCUCCUGCAGAAAUCGAAAAGCUGACUGGAGGUGCUCCCAUGAGUCCGAGUGCAGGUGCUGAACUUUUGCCUGCAGGCUUACUCAGUAAUGCUGACGAAGACCCGCCCGAUCGUUUCCUUGGUCCAGCCGCCCACAUUCAUGCAAAGGAUGACGACGAUACAGGUUCUGAGGGCAGACAAGCUUCAAACCACAUGUUGCCUGGUCUUGGUGUUCUUCCAGGCUUAGGUGCUCUACCUGGUCUUGGCGCCUCGAGGCCUUUUGAUCAACAUCAAGGUCCGACAAGCCCAAACUCUGCCAGCAGCAGAUCGCCUAGUCUGUUUGCCAGCCCGCGCGCUAGUGCAAGCAAUCUAAUGUUCAAUUCACCCGACGUUGCUGUCGACAGUGACCGCCGCUCCAUCAGGUCUAGCACAUCUGGUCGUGCAGCAAGCGGUAGUGCACCUCACACUAGUGGUAGUCGUUUCGGUCAGAUCCUCGGGCUCGACAAGCUCAACCGUCAGCGCGGUAAGACGCUGUCUGAGCAAGGUCCAGCUUUGGGCUCCUUGAGCAAGUCACAAAGCCAAUCGUUACCACGCAAUGAUGAGGGAGAUGAGGCUACCGGAUCGGGACGCCGUAGGAACAGCAGUCACUCGGGCAACUUCUUUGGCAUCAACCUGGGAAGAACAACUGGCCAUACUAAGAGUAUGGGAGCUGAAAGCAUGCCUAGUCAGAAACACAUCGCUGUGCGUAGGAGACCUUUCAAUAUGUUCGGCUCCAAGACCGAUGGAUGGGCCGCAAUCCUGGGUCAAGACAGAGCGACUGCUUUGAACGAGAGAAGUAAUGUUCUAAGCAACUUGGGCAAAGAUGACGGCAGAUCGUCUCCUCGUCCUAUCUCUGUUCACUCCAACGAGCUGCCUCGACCUUCUCAGGACAGUUCCUCAUGGGGUCUCUGGUCAUCGAACGAACCAUUCAACCAAAGGAGUAGCCCACUCAGCUCCGAUUGGAUGGCUGCGCCGGCAGUGACACACAACAUGUGGGGUUCCAGACAACCAUCCAGGCGUCCUUCAAUCCAGCACGGGCAAUCUGGUGGUAGCCUGCCAUAUGAUAUGCUUGAUGACGGUAUCGACAACAACAGCUCUUACGCCUUCAGCCCACCGCAAUCGACAGCCAGUUUGGCCCCGAUUGGCACGAAGCCGGCUCACAUGCUCAAGCGCAAUAUACCCGACCCCAAGCUCAACCCAGCAGCCAAGGACUUCCGCUCGCUGUUUUCACGUCCUAGCUCGACUUCUUCGGAUGCUGAAGACGAGGAAGAUGACAAGAUCAACCUGAUCGGUGCAACACCACUCACUUCUCCUUCCAAGGCGCCUCAUCAGCCUCUUCCUUUAAAUCUUGACCCAGAGUCCUCACCAGAGAUUGGCCGCCAGUCGAGAGACGCUCAUUCAAUCAACACAGCCUCGUCCGUCCUCUCCGACUCCCGCGAUAGCCUAGACCGCAGCAUCAGCUACACAGCCUCCGACUCUGCACCCUCAACCUCGGUCACCUCUAACAAAGGUUCCUCGCUCAUGUCGAAACUCACCCGCAAGCACAGCAGCGGCAAGUUCCAAUUCCCAACCUUCUCUCGCUCCACCACCGAGAAGGGCAAACGUGAGUCGACACAGCUCCUGGACGUUGAAGACGAGGAAAGCAUGAGCAAGAGUAUGGAAAGCGAGAAAGGAAAGGGCAGCGUAAGGUCUUGGAGUAGUGUAUUUGGUGUGGGCAAGAAGAAGGAUAAAAUUCCACAGACACCCAAAGAGGAGACGCCUAGUCUGUCUGGUGCCAGUUUUGCUAGCACAGAUCAUGGCGAGGAGGACUAG